AUGACCGGAGCCUCGCAGGUCGUCGCCAGCGCCACCAGCAGCAAGUCCUCCUCCGCCUUCUUCCGCGGCAUCCAGCCCACGCCCGUGGGCUCGCCGGGCGCCGCGGCGCGCAAGAUCCUGCAGAGCCGCGCGCCGAGCAAGCCCCAGGACUGCAGCAGCAGCAGAAGCAGCAACCAGCAGCUCGAGCCGCUGCCCGACGAGGCGCAGGGGCUCAAGGACCUGCUGCUGUCCGCGCCCUCGCAGCAGCAGCGCUCGCGCUUCAGCUUCCUCAAGCUCAAGCGCGUGGUGGUGCCCCCCGUCAAGAUCCCGCCCGAGCUCGACACGCCCAACGCCGUGAGCAACAUCGUGGCCGGCAGCAAGAUCCCCAUGACCAAGGCCAUGUGGAUGCGCCGCCGCGCGCGCAUGAUGCGGCGCGUGCCCGGCCGCAUCGACGAGCGGGUCGCGUGGUAG
Molecule: messenger RNA, 450 nt
Organism: Phytophthora sojae
Lineage: Eukaryota; Oomycota; Peronosporomycetes; Peronosporales; Peronosporaceae
Exons: 1
Coding region: 1-450 (149 amino acids)
Source: RefSeq, a predicted model, not a curated record